Messenger RNA from Paramuricea clavata, 1245 nucleotides. The record is from the annotation of a GenBank genome assembly. NCBI's taxonomy places the organism in Eukaryota, Metazoa, Cnidaria, Anthozoa, Malacalcyonacea, Plexauridae.
AUGAAUACCACAGAAAGAGAACUCCAGCCUGGCUUCAGGAGAAGCCGUAUGACAUCCAUAAGGGGACUUAGAACUAGAAGCGUUGUAACUUUCAAUCCAACAACAAUUAGCCCGGGAGAAGAGCUGUACAUUAACAUCCCUAAACUAAAGCCUGACUCUUGUUUAGUUCCAGGUUCGCUUGCACUAUUAUUUGACUUCAAAAAUUCCAAUACAAAAAGCCACUUUAAUAAUAACCUGUCUAAGUUGAUAGCUAAACGUCUUCAGAUUAAAGUAGCCGGUGAAACAGCUUAUGACUGUUCAGGAGAGAGUUUGUACGAAAUAUACAGGGAUCUAUGGCUAACACAGGGUGACAGAAAUAAGAUGACAGAACAGGGCCUCGGAAGUGAAAACCUGAGAAAGCUAAUCUCAGGCGACGACUCAGGAGUAAAAGUUGGUAAUGCAGGUAAAGUAGCAGAUGCACUUCUCCACAGUGUGUACGGCUCUAAGCUGAGAAAACCAAUUGAUAAAAUAAUCGCAGACCAUGGACUCUACGUACCAUUCUACAUGAACAACAAUCCUAUGUACAUUCUCACACUACCCGGAUCAGAUGAGAUUAUGACGGCUCAAGGAGGUGAAGCUAAGGGUAAUUAUAAACUUGAUAACCUCGAGUUAGAAUAUGAGACCAUUGAGAGUGACACCCUUGCAGGUGAAGUAUCAAGGAUGUAUUCAACAGGUCGCUCACUAUCCUACAAACACGUCACGCUUAUGCGCACAAGUAAUUGGGACAAGGAUCUUACCAUUGUCAAUGAAAACAUAAAUAUCCCCAGAAAGAGCAUGUCAGCAAUUGUCCUUCUAUUUACCAAUAGAGUGAGAACCAAUUCUGAAGAAUAUAUUUACCCAAACAUUGAUAAAGUGAACCUAACCAUUGAAGGUGUACCUAAUGCGGUCUUCUCCCAAGGACUUCCUAAAAGUAGGUUCUUUGAAGAGGCAAAAAGAUUCUUUUGUCCUAUGUGUGAGAAAUCCAUGGCAGACGAAUUUAUGUCCAUCAGUAAGUUCUUCAGCGAUGGUUUCGCCUUAGUAGUAGAUCUAAGGUCAACUCAGGAUGAUACCACUGGAGGAGGAAGAAAGAUUGUUAACACACAGUCUGGAGUACUUAUGGAAAUUAAUAAGAGAGCCACAACAGCAGAUGUUCAGUGCAACAUUUUUGUUGUAUCAGAUGCUCUACUUAACUUUGCUAGUAGAGAUCUAUCAAGUAUUCAAUACUAA